Leptomonas pyrrhocoris is the source of this 638-nucleotide messenger RNA. RefSeq lists its product as hypothetical. The transcript has a single exon. Lineage: Eukaryota; Euglenozoa; Kinetoplastea; Trypanosomatida; Trypanosomatidae. The coding region runs from base 348 to 638 and encodes 96 amino acids. The record is from RefSeq and is a predicted model, not a curated record.
GAGCAUAACUCUUCAUUCUUCCAGAAUUGUGUGUGUGUGAGAUUCCCAGUUCGUGUUUGGGGCCUCCUCUUGUAUUUCUUCAUGCCGAUCAAAAGGCUUUAUUAACAGACAGUGAAUCUCCGCUUCUCUGUCCCAUUUUAAAGUACAGCACCAUUUGCUGCUUCCUUGUACGCGGUUCAGAAGGAAUAUUUUGAAUUGCAAACAUUGUCGUUUCUAUGGUCCCUUGACUGAAUGAAAAUGCUGGCUUUACAUUUGUCGUACCCUCGCUGAGAAAUCUGCAACAGAAGCACCUUUACCUCCCAAACUCUCUCUUCUUCUUCUAUUUUUUUCUGACUUCAGGCUGCGCAAUGGGACGCACUAUUAUCAAAUUCGCUGGCCAAAAAGAGGAGUCCGAAGGCAAAGACACUCUAGUGGCGAACUCGAAGUCGGUUACUACAGAGGAGGAAGCACUUCGGCGCGUGCGCUACGAAAGUGCGGAGAUUGUGGAUGGCACAUUCCUAAAAAAAUAUUUUCUGGAAGCUUGUUCCCAUUUAAGCCCGUCAGAUGCCGGAUAUUGCGCCACCAUGUACAGCUCGCUUCAAGGAGACACGACAGGACUUCACACCUCGAGCCUUGUCUACGAAGAUUGGAAGAGCUAA